AUGGUAACAGGAUUUGUUCUUUUGGGAUUUUCUGGAAAUAAACUUUCCCUUUUUACAAUCUUUUUAUGUACAUAUAUCAUAACUGUGGGUGGUAACCUAUCUAUAAUCAUUACAUAUACCCUUAGUCCAAGCCUUCAUACGCCGAUGUAUUUUUUUCUUGCUAAUUUUUCCCUCUUGGAAAUUCUGUAUGUUUCAUGUACUGUCCCUAAGAUGUUGUCCAGUUUACUGUCAGACUGUAAAGUCAUCUCCUACAUUGGUUGUGCUGUUCAAAUGUAUUGUGUCUUGUUGUUUGGUGGAACAGAGUGCUGUAUGCUGGCAGCCAUGGCUUAUGACCGGUAUAAUGCCAUAUGUCACCCUCUGUUGUAUACUCUGAUCAUGAAAGAAAUAGUCUGUAUCCGGCAUAUAGUGGGAUCAUAUGUCAUUGGUGCAGCUAAUGCCCUAAUACACACAGUGUUCACAUUUUCAUUACCAUUCUGUGGAUCCAAUGAGAUAGACCAUUUCUUCUGUGAUGUUCCACCGGUGCUAGAACUCUCAUGCCAGGAUAUUUGGGUCAAUGAACUUGUGGUAUUUUUGGUUGCUGGCUGUGUUAUAAUUGGUUCAUUCAUAGUAACAAUGAUUUCCUAUAUAAAAAUAAUUUCAAAAAUUCUAAAGCUCCGUUCUGCUUCGGGCAAGAAGAAAACUUUUGCAACCUGUUCUUCUCACUUAAUAGCUGUCACAAUAUUUUAUGGUUCAGCAAUUUUUAUGUAUUUUAGACCAAAGUCAAGCUAUAGAAUUGGGCAAACAAGUCUGGCCUCUUUAAUGUAUACGGUUAUCGCUCCACUCUUAAACCCUUUCAUAUACAGUCUACGAAACAAAGAAGUCAAAUCAAAUAUCAAAAAUAUAUUUUUUAAGAGAAUUAAAUUCUGA
This is a messenger RNA of Bufo gargarizans (Asiatic toad), 906 nucleotides long. Its product is annotated as olfactory receptor 5G3-like. Gene Ontology annotation, cellular component: membrane. NCBI's taxonomy places the organism in Eukaryota, Metazoa, Chordata, Amphibia, Anura, Bufonidae. Gene Ontology annotation, molecular function: olfactory receptor activity; G protein-coupled receptor activity. The record is from RefSeq and is a predicted model, not a curated record. Bases 1 to 906 code for a protein of 301 amino acids. Gene Ontology annotation, biological process: G protein-coupled receptor signaling pathway. The transcript has a single exon.